AUGCCUCGCAGGCUGCGCACAUCGACGCCCGGCAUGAUGCUGGGCCCUUUGGGGGGCGGCCCCAACUCACCGCCCCAGUCCCCUACCUCAACCUCGCCUAUGCUUAAUCACAAGCAGUACGCCGCCCGCCAUUUGCCACCAUAUCACAACAUCAACCGUCCGGUCUUGCUGGACGAUUCGGGUAUCCAACCCACUGGCAACGGCCACCAUUUCAGCUUUACUCCUUCCAAUCGCUUCGCGCAGUUGUCUCCUCGCACAUCGUCAGAUGAUUCCGACGAGGAAGAGGAAUCCGAGUCCGAAUCCGAGUCUGAUGAGAGCGAAGCACCCCGGACAAAACCAAUGCCGGCGGAUGAGGACGAGGACAGCGAUGAAGAAGACGACAGCGAGGAAGAAAGCAUCGAUGAGGAGGAAGAAUCAGAUGAGGAUGGUGAUAUUUCCAUGAACAUCUAUCCUCCCGCCCCAGCUCCGGUACCCAUGCCGGCGCCAAUGCCAGUAUCAAUGCCGCCGCCCAUAUCAGCGCCACUGCAUACCCCGCGCAUGGCCGUCGAUAGCAGUUCCGAGGAAGAAUCAAACGACGAAGAUGAGGAGGAUGAUGACGACGACGACGAUGACGAAGAAGAUGAUGAUUCCGAAGAAGAAGAACAAGAAGAAGCAUCAGACUCGGACUCGGACUCUGAAAUCCUCCCUCACGCCCCCGAACUCCCCCAGGAACCCCGUCCGGCCGCCGUCGCGCCCAAGGCCAACUUCACCGUCGAAGAAAUGUCCGACUUUGACCCAAUGGACCACGACCGCACCGGCACCAUCGCCCCGUCAGGCUUCUCCUCUCCAGCAUCAGCCCGCUCCCGCUCCCGCGCACCCGCCGCCGCCGCCGCGGCGCCGGCUGAGCUCCCCCCGGGUUUCACCCAGGACAUGCGCAACCUGAACUGCAGCGCAUCGGACUCGGAAUCGGACUCGGACUCCUCCGAGGACGUCGACGAGGACGCCGCUGCGCACCGCGAGUUCGUGCGCAUGCAACGGGAGCUCCGCAUGCGCAAACGCCGCACGCACGGGUCCAGCAUCGGCAAGCGCACCAUCUCGGAGCGCAGCGACUCGGACCACGAGGACUGGACGCCGAUCGACCCGGACGCCGUCGGGUCCAGCGCCAGGAGGCUCAGGCGCAGGGUCGGCGACCGCAGGAGCUUCAUCCACCUGCAGUUCCAGGACCCGCCGCCGCCGCGCAUCGACGAGUGCGACGAGCCGGAGAGCGAGGUCGAGGGCGCCGUCUACUUUUGCGACGGCGAGACCCUCGCGAGGGAACUGCCGUAUUGGUCCAUUGAGAUAAUGGAAUACGAAAGCCCUAGCCCGUGA
Messenger RNA from Colletotrichum truncatum, 1347 nucleotides. RefSeq lists its product as uncharacterized. The record is from RefSeq and is a predicted model, not a curated record. Lineage: Eukaryota; Fungi; Ascomycota; Sordariomycetes; Glomerellales; Glomerellaceae.